AUGCUACGUAUUCAAAGGUGUUUUAUUCAUUCAAGUAUUAAAAGAAUAAUACCGAAACCCACUGAAGAAAUCUCUAAUGUAGAGACAUUUUUAACCAAGAUAGGUAGGAAUUCCUUAGAAUUAAAUAAAGUAUUUAAUAACAGUUGGAAUUGUAUGUUUACAAGUACUGGUAAGUUUUUGAAACAGAAAGGUGUCAAUGUUAGAGAUCGAAGAUAUUUAUUAUUACAACUGGAAAAAUUUAAAAGAAAUGAGCCACUUAUAGAAUAUAAGAGAGGGAAAAAGGGAUUUUUUGGUGGGGAAAGAAAACAGAAAGCUAAUAUAGCUAAGUUUAGAAAUACAGAUGGUAAAAAAUAA
This is a messenger RNA of Henningerozyma blattae CBS 6284, 354 nucleotides long. It is a transcript of the gene FYV4, whose product is annotated as mitochondrial 37S ribosomal protein mS41. The coding region runs from base 1 to 354 and encodes 117 amino acids. Lineage: Eukaryota; Fungi; Ascomycota; Saccharomycetes; Saccharomycetales; Saccharomycetaceae. The transcript has a single exon. Gene Ontology annotation, cellular component: mitochondrion. The record is from RefSeq and is a predicted model, not a curated record.